AUGUCUCACUUCGGCGCUGGUCGCUCCUCCGCACAGCCGGUGCCGCCCAUCGACUCCUUUGUUGAGGUGCUUCCUGUAGCGCCGCAGGUGGAGCGGCGGCGCGGGAUUCUGCGCUUCUACGGCCUAACGGAUUUCGCUGAGGGUGAGUGGGCCGGCGUCGAGCUCGUCGGGUGUGAGGGCCGCAACGAUGGAACGGUCAAGGGCGUUUUCUACUUCACGUGCGCAGCAGGCCAAGGCCUCUUCGUUCGACCCAACCUUAUUGUGCCAUACGCCCCAGCGAGUCCGACACCGGUGUUGGAAGCUGCCUCGGCAAAGAUCGAGGCGCUGGAAGAAGAGCUGCGGGUGGCGCGCCGCGAGGCAGUGGAGCGGGAGAGACUGAAGGACAGCCUCCAUGCGUCACUGCACAGCAUGCAGACGGAGCUCGAGCAGCUGAGAGUUGCAGCAGUGCAAGCAGCCACCAAGGUGGACGCCAAGACAGAGGACGACGAUGACGAACUCGCGGUGCAAGUGCAGCUGGAAUCGGUGCGACUUGAGUUUCAACGCCAGCUGAAGACCUGCGAAGCGGAGCUGAAAGCUGCUAAGCAGUCAGCGAGCGAAGCAGCGGCCGCCUGUGCCGCUGCCGAGAAACGGGAGCAGCAGGCAGAGAGCGCGCGGCAGUGUAGCGACGCGGCACAGGCAACGCUGCAGACCCGAAACGACGAGCUUCAGACGGAGCUGACCCGUCUGCAAGCGGAGCUAGCCACAGCAGUCACUCAGCAAGGUCAGUCAGCCCAGAACUCCUCCGAAGCUGCGGCGGAAGCCUCAGCCGCCUGCGCGGAACUGCGGGCUGCAUUGCGGGCCAAGGAAGCUGAGGUGCUGCAGCUCCGCGCAGCUCAUGCAGAGAUGUCUCGCACUCACGAGCGAAUUCAAGCAGCAGAAAAGGGCUGCGAAGAGCAACAGCGACGGCAGCUGCAGGGCACUGCGCGCGACGACGUCCUGGCGGCUCACGCGAGCGAAAUAGCACAUCUGCAAGCCGAAAUCGCCUCCAUGAAGACCGAGAAGGAGGCGUUGGCUAAAGCACAGCGCGACAAGGAAGAGCUGCGGGAACUGUGCCAACUGCUGGAAGAGGAGCUCAAUGAGCAGAAGACGCAGUCUGACGCGCUUACGCGCUUGGUGGAGGAGCUCGGUGCCGCCAAAGCCGCGGCGGAGGCUGCUGUCGAGGAAGCACAGCAGUCGGCUGCGCAGGAGAGGGCCCAUCUGCUUCGCGAACUGGAGGAAGUGCGUGCCCCUGAUGUACAGGUCACGGCGGCAGGCGCAGUCUCUGAAGGAGGAGUCACAGGCCGUCCAAGCACGAGCAGCACCGCCGCGGCAGAAAAACCCUCUCUCGAAAUCGCCUUUCAGCAGUGUCGGGACGAGCUGGACGAGGCGCGCGCGCGCAUCUUGCAGCUGUCCAGCUCCGAACAGGUGGUCCAGGAGCUGCAGCACCGCUGCGACGAGCUGGCAGAGGCGAUGCGGGUGCAACGCGCCGCGGCGCAAAAAUCGGACGAUGUUGCUCGAGCAACACUCGCUGCGGCGCAACAGCACCACGCACAGCAGGUGGCGCAGCUGCGGGAUGCUUGCGAAGCGGCACGGCAUGAGGCGGCAUCCAUGGCCGCCCAGCUCAAUAUCGCAGCCAUUCCACGAGACGCGAGCAGCGGUCACCCCACCGCUGCUGUCGCGCCCUUUGUGUCCUCUCUCAACGCUUCCCGCGAGGCCCGCUACGAAGCACGUAUCCGCUCGCUGGAGCAGCUCUUGCUCGAGUGCGCCGCGACGCGCAUGUCGUCGGCUAUAUGGGACGUGCCUGUCUCUCAGACACGGACGUGGCGCGGUUCCGAGGUGCCGCUAGCGCUUCUGAGGGAGCCAGUCGGGAGGCUCCUCGACUUCAGCACCCGCGAUGCGUGCGCCGCGUCCGCCAAGGCGCUCUUUCAGACACCAACUACGUCGCCCUAG
Molecule: messenger RNA, 1968 nt
Organism: Leishmania major strain Friedlin
Lineage: Eukaryota; Euglenozoa; Kinetoplastea; Trypanosomatida; Trypanosomatidae
Exons: 1
Coding region: 1-1968 (655 amino acids)
Source: RefSeq, a predicted model, not a curated record